AUGGCUGAAGCAAAGGAGGAAUGGAAGAUCCCCAAACUUACGGCUGAGAAUCACGAUGCUUGGUUCCGCCGGAACAAAGUCAAGCUGAAAGGGAAGAGAGUCUUCUACGUAUGCGAGAAGAGCCUAGAGAAGCACUGCCAGAUUGCUACUCCUAGGGACCUAUCAGACGCUGUGAAAGAAUUGGACAUUACAGACAACAAGACUGCUAAGGUCUGCAUCAACGUCGACAAGAGAGACAAGUACCUAGAGGACGAAGCAACUGCAAUCGACCUCCUGUUUAGAUCUCUUGGCGACGAUGACCAGGCCCUUAUUGACGAGUACGACACUGCCUUCCAGUUCUGGGCUUACUUGCGCAAGAAGUACACCCAAAACAACGCUACAGCCGCCAACAUGUACAUGACUAGGAUCCAGACAUUUACAUUCGAUUCUGAGAGCACAAUUAUUGGGUCAUGGGAAAAGCUGAAGGACUACCGACGCAAGCUUGUGGCAGCGGAUGCUGACACUGACGGAGCCUACAAAGACUCUGCACUGCUACUCAUCCUUAUCAGAUCACUCCCAACGAGAUUCAGGACUACAGUUGACACCGUAAAUGCACAGCUCAACCUCACUGUCGAACAGAAGCUCAAGUUCCUGGAAGAGAAGGAGGUCCGAGACCAGCAAGACGCCAACGAGCAAGCACUUCCAGCAUUCAGGAAAGCCUAUAAGUACGUUCCGCUGCACAAGCGAGGCGACAAAGACUUGCUGUCGUUGUCAUCUGACUCUGAACCCGGUGCUACGUCUGGCAUCCAGUGCUAUCUUUGCGACCAGCCUCACUACAUGCGAGACUGUUCAAAGCUUGGGAAGGCUCGACAGCUCUUGAAGGAAUAUGAAGUUGAGAAGAAGCAAAGGAAGAAGAAGUCGCUCCCUCCUAAGUCGUCUAAGCCUCCUCCUAAGCUUGAGAAACCCAAGAAGAAGACUAGCAAAGCGUAUGGAGCCGAAGAAGCCAGGUCGGAUUCAGAGCUGGAGACAUCAACUGAUACCUUAGACUCGGAAGACGAGGAAAUUGAGACAUGCCGUCUCUCCAAAGACAUCCUCGGUAAGGCCUCUCCAUCUACCUGGGCCGGCGACACUGGCGCCUCCUCACACAUGUCUGACCAACCCUCGCUGUUUAGACAAAUGAUCAAGAUUAAGCGGAGACUCGUUCGGGUUGGAGGGGGAGAAUUACACGCAGACUGGAAAGGAGAAGCCCAAAUGGUGUGCAAGGAUGGAUCUUCGACAUGGCUUUCAGAUGUACUGCUUGUACCCAACCUUGGAGUCAAUUUGUUAUCAGGGAGACGAAUUUGCGCAGCAGGCCUUAAGGGUCGCUUCAAUUCCCACACACUGUCCUUCAGACUGGGGAAAAAGACGAUCAUUAAAGCAACUAUGGACGAUGGUCUCUACGUAGUGUCACACAUUGCAGAUGGAUACCAAGAAACAGCAUUUCCAGGCACAGAACUCGAUACACCAGCCCAAGAUACAGAAGUCCUUCACACACUAGAUGAGUCCGAACUCAAGGCUGGCGAAAAGGAGAGAUACUUGCUGUACCACAGACGCUUUGCACACCUGGGACCUGCAAAGAUUGCCAAACUCCACGAAGUCACAACCCUUGAGAAGAAGAUUCAAGUGCCAGAAAAGAAGGAGAUCUGCGAAGUCUGCGCCUUAACGAAGAUGAGGAACAGCAUCCCAAAGCAGCUGAGAGACCACAAAGAUGAGAAGCUAGCCCUAGUACAAUUUGAUGUUGCAGGACCUUUCCCAACAUCCUUGCGAGCAUACUUGUCAACGAGCGAGCCGGCUCGCUCAGCUCGCUCGGCUUGGACGUUUUGA
Pyrenophora tritici-repentis Pt-1C-BFP is the source of this 1842-nucleotide messenger RNA. RefSeq lists its product as uncharacterized. The record is from RefSeq and is a predicted model, not a curated record. Lineage: Eukaryota; Fungi; Ascomycota; Dothideomycetes; Pleosporales; Pleosporaceae.